Messenger RNA from Perca fluviatilis (European perch), 5405 nucleotides. It is a transcript of the gene stk40, whose product is annotated as serine/threonine kinase 40. The coding region runs from base 240 to 1550 and encodes 436 amino acids. The record is from RefSeq and is a predicted model, not a curated record. Gene Ontology annotation, biological process: protein phosphorylation. Gene Ontology annotation, molecular function: protein kinase activity; ATP binding. Lineage: Eukaryota; Metazoa; Chordata; Actinopteri; Perciformes; Percidae. The transcript is spliced from 12 exons.
AUUUCCGUUGUCAGGUGGCGCUGUCGCUGUGGAAAGAUGCGAUCAGCGAAGCGCGGAGGCUUUUCCUUAAUUGCUCAUUUCGGUAACAGAGGCUAAACAACCCGAAACCAACCCUCUGUGGUCUCUCCUGUUCAAGCGAGAAGCUCCGCACAUCCACCACAGCGAUUAUCCAAGAAAUAUCCAUGUUGUAAGCAGACAACGCAGACUUUACCCGGCGGUUUUGGCUCGAGAGCUCCAGUAUGUCCAAGCGGCGCUCAUCGGAAAGGGGGGCUGGAGAAACAUCAGGCAGGGCCAGCAAGCUGCAAUGUCCUGGGAUAUCCGGCAAUAACGCCAAGAGAGCCGGACCCUUCAUCCUUGGGCCUCGCCUGGGCAACUCACCAGUGCCCAGCAUAGUGCAGUGUCUGGCCAGAAAGGACGGCACUGAUGACUUCUAUCAGCUCAAAAUCCUUACGCUGGAGGAGCGAGUGGACUCUGCAGGGGAGACUCAGGAGGAGAGGCAGGGGAAGAUGCUGCUGCACACAGAGUACUCCCUCCUUUCUCUGCUGCACAACCAGGAUGGGGUGGUCCACCACCACGGCCUCUUCCAGGAUCGAGCCUAUGAAAUAGUGGAGGACAUGGAGGCCAACAAAGUGCGCAAGAUGAAGAAGCGGAUCUGCCUCGUGCUUGACUGCCUGUGCGCUCAUGACUUCAGCGACAAGACGGCAGAUCUAAUCAACCUCCAGCAUUACGUUAUAAAGGAGAAACGACUGAGCGAACGCGAGGCCAUUGUCAUCUUCUACGAUGUGGUGCGUGUGGUGGAAGCCCUUCAUAAGAAAAACAUUGUGCACAGAGACCUCAAGCUGGGAAACAUGGUGCUGAACAAACGGACUCAUCGAAUCACCAUCACCAACUUCUGCCUGGGAAAGCACCUGGUGAGCGAGGACGACCUGCUGAAAGACCAGAGAGGAAGUCCAGCCUACAUCAGCCCUGAUGUUUUAUCAGGUCGGCCGUACCGGGGUAAACCCAGUGACAUGUGGGCUCUUGGUGUGGUUCUGUUCACCAUGCUCUAUGGCCAGUUCCCCUUUUAUGACAGCAUACCUCAGGAGCUCUUCCGCAAGAUCAAGGCUGCAGAGUACUCCAUCCCAGAGGACGGUCGUGUGUCUGAGAACACUGUGUGCCUGAUCCGAAAGCUGCUGGUGUUGGACCCUCAGCAGAGGCUUACUGCAGGAGAAGUGCUGGAGUCUCUCAGUGGCAUCAUUGCAUCAUGGCAGUCUGUUUCCUCGUUGAGUGGCCCUCUGCAGGUGGUGCCAGAUAUUGACGAUCAGGUCAAUCACUCAGAACAUCUGCAAGAGGCCAAGGUGAUAGAAGAGUCUUCACAGUACGAGUUUGAGAACUACAUGCGCCAGCAGCUGCUGUUGGCUGAAGAGAAGAACACUAUCCAUGAGACCAAGAGCUUUCUCACCAAGCGCCAGUUUGGCAGCAUCCCACCUGUAAGGCGUCUGGGCCAUGACGCCCAGCCUGUCAGCCCGCUAGAUGCUGCCAUCCUGGCACAGCGUUUCCUCCGGAAGUAGUCCCCAACGACCCACGGCGGCCUCCCUGACCACCUCCCCAGGGAGUACAGAGACCUGUGGAGUUCAGAGAGGACCGAGGAGGAUAAGCCCCGAAACUGAACUGGCAUACAGCAGGCCCAGCCUGAUCCAGGGUGCAGACAGCCCCAUGCGUAGGUGGGCUUUGGGCAAGCUAGGUGGAGCAGGUGUGAGGAGGGCACCGGAACAAACUGUCAAUUUAAAAAGCGUCCCUCCUCGUGUCUGGAUCCUCCAGUGAAACAUGGAAAAGCCCCGAAAGGAAGAUAUGAACCAAAGGUUCCUUGCCCUCAGGUCACCCACAGUCAGAUCUCACUGUGCAACCAACCUGAUGGCACAUUCACACAUGGGGCUCACACAGGGCUCGGUCAGGAGUGUUUAAGAGACCAUUAACCCCAUAUUCCUCCUCGUCCUUUUGAGAUCUCCCUACCGUAACCCUUCCCCCGUCAACUCUGGACCCCCUGAGCAAUACAGGACCAGAAUCAUGUAGCAACCCCCUUCUAGUCCAAGUGGUAAAUGCUAUUGCCUCGAGUCAGAAGCCCUGAUCACAGAUGUCACUUCUCUAUACCUCCAUUCCACCCUCCUACUCCUCACUCCUUCCUCUUCCUCUCUACUGUUCUCCCGCACCGAAAAAAUGAUCCAGACCAGGUCCCGUCUGUAACUCUGACUUCAAAUCAAUCUACCUCUCUGUCUCUCUUCUCUGUUGGUAAACCAUGCUCACUGUUCUGAGACAAGGGAUUGUAACAAUGGAGUCUUGAUGCCACCAGUGACAUAAAGCAUUAAUGUUUUCUGUCAGUGAUAAUGCUUUUUUGAAACCUCCUCAGUGGUUUCAAAAAAAAACUCUGAAUAAGCUUUUUUUGUUUUUUUUAAUCAUAUUUACCUUAAUAAGUAGCAUUUCAUCCCUACCUUUUUUGAAGAUACUUAAUAUCAAAGUAUGUGUACAUUCAUCCUUUUGAUAUUUGCAGAUUGCAUUGUCUCCUGCUUUUGCUCAGCCCUGUGGAAAUCUAUUUUUAGCAUCUAGGCAGCUAGUGUGAGGUACCUGGAAGUCACAAUGCCAAGAACUGAAUGGGAAACACUGUUGGAUACUCCCUGCCAAGGCAUAUUGAUGGUAACGCUUCCACAGUGCCAUUGUAGUGGAGAUCGGGCACUGUCAUGUUUCUAUUGCCAAAAAUCACGUCUUAUACUUACUUUUAGCCAAGGAAACUGGUACACACAGCCUCACUCAGAAUCAAAUGGCUUCCAGGUAUUCCGACUUCCCUGUUUCUCUUUAUCAGACAGAUCAUGGGGCAAGUGUUUUUCAGUAUGAAUGUGAACAGUCAGUCAUUCUACACACACUCUCUCUGUGUGUGUGUGUGUGUGUGUGUGUGUGUGUGUGUGUGUGUGUGUGUGUGUGUGUGUGUGUGUGUGUGUGUGUGUGUGUGUGUGUGUGUGUGUGUGUGUGUGUGUUUGUGUGUGUGUGUGUGUGUGUGUGUGUGUGUGUGUGUGUUGUGUGUUGUGUGUGUGUGUGUGUGUGUGUGUGUGUGUGUGUGUGUGUCGGGCCAGGCAAAAUCGGAGCUGUCGAGCUGUUCACCUCUGACAGCCACAGACCCUUUAAGCUAUCCUCCAAUCAUUUGUGUUCUGUUAUCUGGCCUGCCUCAGUGGCAGACACUGUGAAAACCAGAGCAGGCUUUGCUGGGACGGGGCUUGACUGAAUGUUUUAGCGAUUUGUCACGAUUGUCAGGAAUGCUUUCUUAAGAUUGAAAAAUAUCACAUUAUUAUUACUAUUGCCAUUCUCAAGCCCUCUCUCCAGCUCAACUUGUACAGGCUUGUAUUAUCUCACCAUGUAGCUCUCUAUACAGAGAGACUAGCUGGUGGCCGGUAAUCGAUACUUGUAAUAUUUCAUAGAGAAAUGAGAACGGACUCAUAGAUUUUAUGUUUAGUUGCUGGGUCUUCUUGGCUAUUGAUUCAUUUUUUUUUUUUUUUUUAAACCAUGGCAAAGCUACUAACCAGUGACUGUUAGGCAUCUGUACACUGCAACUUGCCUUUGCAUAUUGGUACCUGCUUUAUGCUAUCUAGUCUUCUUCCUAUUUAUAUCAAACUGAUUGCAUGAACAUAGGCUCUGGAAUAUUUUCAAAUGUCUUUACUUUAUUUUUUAUUUUUUUCUUGUAAUUUCAUGUUGAUUUAUUUAUUCACUUGUGUAGACCCCCCCCCCCCAAAACCACUGGGGCUUGUGUCACAGACUAGGCACAGCUUAUGCUAGUGAAACCGGCCCUUAAACUCUUUGCUUUCUCAGCUUUAAGAAAAGGUGUUCACUCCAACAGUGGGUCUCAUUUUGAUCCUUUUCAGCCACAUUUACGAAAGAGUAGCAUCUGUUUUUGUGUUUGACUUUUUGGAUUCCUAAAUAAUUUUCUUGCCAUUUUACCACAAAGUCUGUGGUCAACUUAAGCUACACUAAUAACGAGACUGACGUUGCAUAGUUAUAUUUUUUACAGAAAACAAAAUGAUACUCGCACAUUAUCUUGAUUUACGGGACAGUUUUUUUUUUUGUAGUGUUGUGUUUUUUUUUUUUUUUUUUUUUUUUUUUUUUCCUGUCAUUUACCCCACACAAGGCUGCACUCUCUGGUCAGUAUGUAAAUAUGUACCAUCAUGACUGUGGCAGUCAUCUUGUAUUUAGUUCCACCCAGUGAGAUACCAACUCUCAACACAUGUCGGUUGACGUGCAUUAUAGGCCACGUUGGCCAUCAACCACCACAUCCAGAGGCUAAAAUGAUAUGGCAAGAGAGCAGUUGGCGUUCUCCCACCUCAAUGUGAAUUACAUGGGUAUACAGCAGUAUUGUAGUAGUCUAGGUUGUUCAUCAGAAAAGGGUGUUUCAUGAACACCAUAGCCAUUGAUGAAUACUGACAUUAAGUGAUCUGUCUGUGGAAAGUGUCUUACGCCAUCUUCCAUGAUGCCCAAUUACAGAUUAGUAACUACAGGUUCAAUGGAGCCUUCAUGUAGAUGUUAUUUUGUGUCUCUUCCCCCCCCCCUCCCCCCCAACUCAAAAAGUGUUUCACUUCCUAGCUAGUGGAUUGUACCACAUUCAAUGUUUGUUUAACAGAGUUGUAUUGGUAGACUGCAAUGUGGACUGAAAAGCAUGGCCAUAGUGUGAGGUGUAACUCUGUGUAAAACAUGUGACUGUUGCAUGAUUUUAAACUUGCAAGGUGUGCUAGAGCAACUGAUGGAGAAUUUGAAGAUAAUUUACUCCUUUUGGUUCAUACGGGAAUCUACAAAGCAAAAAUAGAUAUACACUUUAAUUGGAUGAGUAGUACAAUCUUAUUCAUUUUAAAAAAUUUUGUUUUUAUGAUGAUUUUCACCCUGCUUCUAAAGUCCAAGGUCUUCAGUAUAUAACCAGUAUAUUGUUGACUGUUUCAACUGGAAACAUGGUGUAGGAUAUGACAUGUGGUGUAGUUAACUUUAAACCCAAUGGGAUAAUGUGUUGUAAGCUGCUUGGUCAGACAUGGGCAACUAGAUACAGAAAAACUGCGUAAUUGUACAGAUGAAAAACAAGUUUGUAUAAAUAACAUAUUUUUCUACUUCAUCAGAUCUCUACAUGCAUGUCAGCAAUAAACUUUGAUAUGGAAACAUGCAUCUUUCCCCCCCCACACCCCUCCAGUCUAUGAAUUCUGAUGCUUCCUGUUACUGCCAGUAGGUGGAGCACUUUCUUAAAAAAUAAACCCAAACCCAGCAGAGGGCACUUGUAGGACAUCGUACUGAAUGUUCUUCUUUGUUGGCUUCCACAUAGUUCUCUACCAUAUGUGGACAAUGCGAUCUACAGAAAAUGUCCAGUUGCACAGCGCCAGCCUUCUGAAUGUGCUUUUACAUGA